UGUCAAGAGCCUACACACCAGAUCCCAGCAGACAGACUGACUUCCUCCCCACACGGGGCUGGGCGGGGCCGCCCGGAAGCGGCCUGCUGUAGCCGAGGUGACACAUCUCUGCCCCGCCAGCUCCAGCAGCAGCUGGGUCAGCAGGAACGGCAGUACAGGCCACCCUUCCCCAGGGCCUCAGAAUGGACCUCUGCCACCCAGACCCAGCAGAGCUGAGCAGCGGGGAGACAGAGGAGCUGCAGCGGAUCAAGUGGCACCGGAAGCAGCUUCUGGAAGACAUCCAGAAGCUGAAAGACGAGAUCGCAGAUGUGUUUGCCCAGAUUGACUGCUUCGAGACCACGGAGGAGAGCCGGUUGGUGCAGAAGGAGAAGGAGCUAUGCAUCGGGCGUAAGAAGUUCAAUAUGGACCCCAUGAAGGGCAUCCAGUAUCUCACUGAGCACAAAUUGCUGACCCCCAACGUCCAGGACAUCGCCCGGUUCCUGUACAAGGGCGAGGGCCUCAACAAGACGGCCAUUGGCACCUACCUGGGGGAGAGGGAUCCCUUCAACCUGCAGGUCCUCCACGCCUUCGUGGACUGCCACGAAUUUGCCAACCUCAACCUCGUGCAGGCCCUCAGACAGUUCCUGUGGAGCUUCCGGCUGCCAGGCGAGGCCCAGAAGAUCGACCGGAUGAUGGAGACGUUUGCCACCCGAUACUGCCUCUGCAACCCAGGCGUCUUCCAGUGCACAGACACCUGCUACGUCCUGUCCUUCUCCAUCAUCAUGCUCAACACCAGCCUCCACAACCCCAAUGUCCGGGACAGGCCGCCCUUCGAGCGCUUUGUGUCCAUGAACCGAGGCAUCAACGGUGGCGGUGACCUGCCUGAGGAGCAGCUGCGGAACCUCUUUGACAGCAUCAAGAGCGAACCCUUCUCCAUCCCAGAGGACGACGGCAAUGACCUCACUCACACCUUCUUCAACCCCGACCGCGAGGGCUGGCUGCUCAAACUGGGGGGCCGCGUGAAGACGUGGAAACGCCGCUGGUUCAUCCUGACUGACAACUGUCUCUACUACUUCGAAUUCACCACUGACAAGGAGCCACGGGGAAUCAUACCACUGGAGAACCUCUCUGUGCAGAAGGUGGACGACCCCAAGAAGCCAUUCUGCCUGGAGCUCUACAACCCCAGCUGCCGGGGCCAGAAGAUCAAGGCGUGUAAGACGGACGGCGAGGGCAAGGUGGUGGAGGGCAAGCACGAGUCUUAUCGCAUCUCUGCGUCCAGCGCCGACGAGCGCGACCAAUGGAUCGAGGCCAUCCGAGGCAGCAUCACCCGUGUCCCCUUCUACGACCUGGUCUCUGCUCGGAAGAAGAAGAUUGCCAGCAAGCACUGAGCUUCCUGAGAGGUGGUGCCGGGGGGUCCAGGGGUCACGGGAACCCCAUGACCUGUGGUACCUGGAGACUUAUAUCCCACCCCAGGACACCCUUUUCUGGCGCAUAGACAUUGUCCCCGCCCCCAUGACUUUGAGCUACCAGGAGUGGGGGGUAGAGGGGGCAGGGCUCAGGAGGGUGGGUGGGAAGCCUCACGGGCUCAGAGGUGACACUUAGGUCCCCCGGCUCUCGGCACCCAGGCACUGCCAGGAAAGGCCCCUGCCCCCUGCCCACGUCACUGCAGCAAGGAGCGAGGAAAGCAGCCCCAGAACCCUGCACCCUGUCCUCCCUUUGGGCCUCAGUCUCCUCUUCUGUGAAACAUCUCCUGGACUCUGAAACGCUGUCGGCCCUCGAGGGAGGAGGAGCCGUGGGGAUCCUGAGUGCUUCCCGCCCUUGGCCAUGGUAAUGCCUCCUCCUUCUGCUCAGGGGGUUCUCAGCCAGCCCCUCCCCUGUCUUUGGCUGGGGCUUGGCCGUCCCUGCCUGAGGGACCCACACACACAGCUCAGACCCACAGACAGGACCGCCGGGAGACGCCAGGAGCACUGGACUAGGAGCCCAGCACCUGCAGACUCCAUCCCAGCUCCGUCUCCAAAUUGCUGUGUGUCCUCUGCCAAGUCACACUCCUCUGGUUCUUGGAAAACUGCGGGGUUUGGAUAGAAACGUCUUGGUGCCUUCUGUGUCUGUGCCCUUCACCCCCAGCAACGGUAGCAGCCCCAGUGCAGAUCCCAGCGGUGCCCCACCUGCCACCUCCCUCCUCACGGACCACUUCCUUUCAGUAGAAGGACAAGAUUGUACUGGGUCCACCUAAGGAGCUUCUGGCUGGAGAUGUCUGCACUUGAUGCCUGAGCUGGUGGGGCUCUGACCGAAGGCUGCAGGGAAGCCAAGAGCAGAGUGGGCUCCAAUCGCAAGGAUGUCCAUUUUGGAGGAGGGGCAAGUGGGAAUCCUCAAGAAAACGGCAGAGAGCGUCCCUGACAGAUGUAUGCAAGCAGGGCUGGUGGUACAGCCACGAAGCCAAGAAGAGAGCGCUUUGUGAACCGUGGUGACCAGGAGGGCGGCCUGGAGGCAGCGUCCAUGCCACUGAAUGACAUAGAAGCUUGUGGCAGAGCCUCAGCCCCAGCCUCUCUGCUGACCACUGACCAGGGGUCCUGUGGUGGUGAGGGGCUGCCCCAGCGGGUCCUGGCACCCUGAGACCCGCGGUAGCGCAUCAAGGCUUGAGCUGACUUCCCAGCACGCACGCAAGCAACUCUGCCUUCAGGGAGGCCCCAGCCUGGAGGAGGAGUCCUUGAACAGGCUCCUUCUCAGAAGCCCUUCUCACCGCCUCACACAGGCUCUGGGGGAGACCCUGGAGGGCAGUUCCCUGGCAGGAAAGCAGGAGAUGCGGUUGCGUCUGCCCCACCACCAGCCUGAGUGGGCGAGCCAGAGCGAGGUGGGCUCCCCAGGGGAGGGGAGGCAGUCUCUCGUCCCCUCCACCCCCACUAGCACACGCACACCUUUCGUGGGGUCAGGGAGAGAGUAGCUGUCUUGUGGGGGGUGAGAUCCUCGUCUCUGGAGGUGUGCGAGUGUCUGGUAAUGACACGGUACCGAAGAGGGUCUGGGAUGGGCAUCUGCAGGGGGCCUUGGCGGGCAUCUGAGGACUUCCACAGACCCCACGUCAGCCUGGGAACUGGAUGGCACCGCUGCCACCUCCUUAGGCCCCUGAAGGGACAGCCGGGGGUCAUGGAAGGAGCACUGGGCUGAGGGUCAUGGGCUCCGAGGUCCUCUCCCACCACUGGCACACGCUGGCUGUGUGGCCUUCACCCCCCGCCCCCCUUUCCCUCUUUGGUCCUCAGCUUCCUCCCCCAUCGUUGAGAGGGUGGAAGCAGUGUUUUGCAGGCAUGAGUGGCUGUCCUGGAAAUCACUCAGAAGACAGAAUAAAGCUCAUGAUACAUCUCGGGA
Leptonychotes weddellii (Weddell seal) is the source of this 3339-nucleotide messenger RNA. It is a transcript of the gene CYTH4, whose product is annotated as cytohesin 4. The record is from RefSeq and is a predicted model, not a curated record. Gene Ontology annotation, biological process: regulation of ARF protein signal transduction. NCBI's taxonomy places the organism in Eukaryota, Metazoa, Chordata, Mammalia, Carnivora, Phocidae. Gene Ontology annotation, molecular function: guanyl-nucleotide exchange factor activity.